Messenger RNA from Oncorhynchus kisutch (coho salmon), 2370 nucleotides. Its product is annotated as peptide YY-like. Gene Ontology annotation, biological process: feeding behavior; neuropeptide signaling pathway. The record is from RefSeq and is a predicted model, not a curated record. Lineage: Eukaryota; Metazoa; Chordata; Actinopteri; Salmoniformes; Salmonidae. Gene Ontology annotation, cellular component: extracellular region. The transcript has 4 exons. Gene Ontology annotation, molecular function: neuropeptide hormone activity; neuropeptide Y receptor binding. The coding region runs from base 635 to 1084 and encodes 149 amino acids.
UGAAGUAUUCAGUACAUGCUAUCUGAAUUCAGACCUUUCUGAAGUAUUCAGUACAUGCUAUCUGAAUUCAGACCUUUCUGAAGUAUUCAGUACAUGCUAUCUGAAUUCAGACCUUUCUGAAGUAUUCAGUACAUGCUAUCUGAAUUCAGACUUGAAUCUGGGUCCAUCCAUAUUCCAGAGAGCCUUUCAAUGGAAGCUCAUUAUUCAGACAUGGACUUGCGCUGGCAUUGCUUAUCAUAACAUAAAGUGCAGUUGUCAGAGGUCGAUAGCAUGGUUGAGCAAAGUUUAGUGACUCAUUACAAAUAUUUAGUUUCCUAUCGAUGUAAUGCUCUUAACAAGUUUGUCUAUUCAAAGAGGAUCAUACUCAACCUACAGUUGAUAAAUGAUUUAUUCCGUGUGCGACAUUCAAUGUCCGUCCAUACAUUUGAUUACACACCCAAAUAAAAGGUGUAGAUGACAAUGAUGCAUUUCCUUACUUUAAAUCUCAACAUGAAAUCAGUAUUGUUCAUGUCAAACACUGAAGACUAGUUAAGUAGGCAUAUAUAUAUAUCUAUAUCCUGGUUUAACGUCUGUCAGAGUGCUAUAUUACCCAUCCCUGAACUCUUUUCCUUGCAGUCUGAGGUGAACAUUACUUAUGUGUUCUUUUGGGCACCCUCCCCUCCCCUCUCCUCCAAAAUGCGCUCCCUGCCACAGAUAUAAAACUCACAGGAUGCUUGCUGCCAAACACAGUUGCGAGCACAGAACAGUCAUUCAACGAAACCAUCUCCAGUCUUCACAAAAUAAAAUGCGCCCUAACGCAGCGAUGUCUCUGGGUAUGCUGGCCAUGUACUUGCUGAUAUGCAUGUCCAAUCUGAUGGCCGCGUAUCCGUCCAAACCCGUCAUUCCCGCAGAUGAUGCGCCUGUCGAGGACUUCGCCAAGUACUUCUCUGCACUCAGACACUACAUCAACCAAAUCACUCGACAGCGGUAUGGGAAAAGAUCCAGCCCUGAUAUGGUGUUCUCUGACCUGCUACAGAGGGAGAGCACAGAGAGCGUCCCACUAGCAAGCUAUGGAAGAUAUGAGGAUCUACCGUUGUGGUGGUGAAGCCAGUACAGACUUCCAUACCAGUCCCUUUCAACAACACCACACUGCCUGUUUGGUCACCGCACCACAACAACACCACACUGCCUGUUUGUCACAGCACCACAACAACACCACACUGCCUGUUUGGUCACCGCACCACAACAACACCAUACUGCCUGUUGGUCACCGACUCGACCUGGACUUUAAUGGAUAUCUACAGCCUGCAUGCAACCACCUCCCUGUCUGUCUGUCAUAGUAGAAGUGUCCUGUACAUAUGUUACUUUCUCCUUUUGUGCAUCACACUGUGUACUGUAAACCAAAAUAAACAUUUACUGGUUGGAUCAAAUACAUCAUAUAAAGUACCUUGGAUCAAUGUUUUAGAAUGUGACUCUGUUUUAAGUAUAUAAAGAAAAUCCUAGGACUCCAGAAUCAGAAAGUAAGCAAAGUGGUCUUUCUUAAAGAAAAACAUUUCUAGUGUGUUUUUACACUUAUUGGAUACUAGUUGUUCCUGCCACAACCAGGACGAGGACCUACACCUAGAACCACUGCUGCACAGGGUUCUCUUUGUUCCCACAGGUUUUACUAAGAUAUACUGCCCUCUUCUGGACUGGCCUUAGUACUCUGACACCAUUAUACUCCAGCUUGGACUGUAGCCUUCAAACAGCUGUCUGGAGUGAGAGGUGAGAAUAACAAUCGAUUAAUUCUGUCCAUUAUUUCAAUGUGUAACAUUGUUAAUCUUUCACUGGUCUGUGUGGAUUUGUAUUGUGUACAAUCGUUCUAUAUAACGGCACCUUGCCUAACGUGAAAACAGAUUUAAGGUGUAGAAUCAUUAAGUGGCCUGGGAUCCCUAUGGAUCCCUGGUCUAAAGUAGUUCACUAUGGAAUAGGGUACGAUUUGGGACACUGGCCUGGUUACCUCCAAAGGGACAUGAGAUAAUGAGAUCUGGUGCAUGAACCCAGUUACCUAAUCUCGGUCCUAAAUGGCACCCUCUGUAGUGCACUAUUUAUUGCCUGGUAGGGUACCACUUGGGACUAAGUCCUGUUUUAGAAGAUGGAACAGUCCCUGCAUACUAAUGGGUUCAUUGUUCUAGAAUGCUCAAAUGUAACACAAGGUUAUGUCCCAAAUUGGCACCCUGUUCUCUAUAUUGUGGACUACUUUUGACCAGGGCUCAGUAGUGCACUAUGUAUGGAAUAGGGUGCCAAUUUGAGAUGUAGACAUACAGUAGGAUUCUUUAUGUUGACGGCCAGAUAAUCAUGUCAGGUCAUAUGUAAUGUCUUUGGCUGUACUGAAUAAAUAGGCUACUGCUG